GCUGCAGCGGCGGUGGCGGCGGAAAAUGGCUGCGGCUGAGCCCGCGGACACUCAGCUGAUGCUCGGAGUUGGGCUGAUCGUGACCAUCUUUCCACCGUAGAAAAGGACACAAAUGGAGAAGUUCUGUGGGUGUGGUGUUACCCUUCCACGACAGCAACUUUAAGGAAUUUACUGCUGAGAAAAUGCUGCCUUACAGAUGAAAGCAAACUUCUCCAUCCCUUUGUCUUUGGCCAGUACAGAAGAACAUGGUUUUAUAUCACAACAGUCGAAGUUCCAGAUUCUUCAGUUUUGAUAAAGGUGACUCAUUUUUCUAUUGUUCUGACCGCCAAAGAUUUUAACCCAGAGAAAUAUGCCGCCUUCACUAGGAUAUUGUGUAGAAUGUACCUGAAACACGGGAGCCCAGUUAAAAUGAUGGAGAGUUACAUUGCAGUUCUCACAAAGGGGAUAUGCCAGAGUGAAGAAAAUGGCUCUUUCCUUAGCAAGGAUUUUGAUGCCCGAAAGGCUUAUCUUGCAGGCUCCAUCAAAGACAUUGUAUCUCAGUUUGGAAUGGAAACUGUUAUCUUACAUACAGCGCUGAUGCUAAAGAAAAGAAUUGUCGUCUAUCACCCCAAAAUAGAAGCUGUCCAGGAGUUCACCAGGACUCUGCCUGCCCUGGUGUGGCAUCGACAGGACUGGACCAUACUUCAUUCCUAUGUGCACCUGCAGGCGGAGGAGCUGGAGGCCCUGCAGAUGUGCCCAGGUUACAUCGCCGGGUUUGUGGACUUGGAGGUGAGCAGUAGAUCAGACCUCUAUGACGUGUUCGUGAACCUGGCGGAUAGCGAGAUCACCAUCGCUCCGCUCGCGAAAGAGGCUAUGACAAUGGGCAAACUGCACAAAGACAUUGGCCAGCUCAUUGUUCAGUCUGCAGAAGAUCCUGAGAAAUCAGACAGCCAAGUUAUACAGGAUAUUUCCCUAAAAACGAGAGAAAUCUUCACCAACCUGGAACCAUUUUCAGAAGUUUCUGGUGAUGGAGAAAAGCUAGUCCUCAACUUUGAGGCCCUAAAGCAAAGACGAUUUCCACCAGCAACAGAAAACUUCCUUUACCAUCUCGCAGCAGCGGAGCAGAUGCUGAAAAUCUGAUUGUGACGACGUAUCACGGAAGAAUGAUCACUCGCACCACGAUUAUCCACUAACUAUGUAAAAUACUGAAAAUAACAAAAUGUUCUAUUUUUAAUGGUUUAUUUGGAAGUAUUGCGAUUUGACCUGAAAGAGUCCUGAAACACGUAUGAAAACCCUUCCGAUUUUCUUCUGAUUGAUUUCCUGCCUGGGCUCAGUGUUGGACAAAGUGCUGUAACUACUUUGUAUAACGUUAGCAAUGGUGUGGCAUCCUGGAGGAAGAGAGAAAAAGCUCUGCCAAGUUCUUGUGCAAAUCACAGCAAACCCAAAAGCCUUCGUUAUGAUAAGUUCCAGUUGUCUCACUGCGUAGCCACCAACUAACAGUUUAUUUUCAGAAAGCUGCCGAAAUUUUGCUUCAUAUUCUUCUAGGAAGAACUUUUAUUCCUCAUGAGGAACUCUACUUUCUGAGCCAAACUAAGUUUUCUGCAGAACAGUCUAGAAGAUCAUUCAGAAAAGAUCCUGCAGUUGCACUUUCUUGUAAAAGAAUUUUUUUGUCUUGGCCUUUGAACAUUUUUGCCUAUAUUAUGAGGAUUUUGCAUAGAUUUUAUACUUGAGUAGACAACUUUAAUAAUCCAUAUUUAUACUGUCACAGAGGUAAGCAUUUGGCAAACUGAAGCCACUAGUACUCUUUAAUUAACCCUGUUGCUAGCAAUGUUCUUUUUUAAAAAGAUGCCAGUGAUUAUAUGGUAGAGUAAAUAAGAAGCCCAUUUUGGAUGUAAAGGUCUGUAUGAAUGAAACAGCAACUUCCCAUAAUUGCCAAGGCCAAGACCAGAGGGUGUCUUCAGACUUCAGGAAAAGUAAUUUGGCCACAUAAGAAGGUAACCGUUCUUGUUCAGGUUAUGUAUCUUUUUCAUAAUUGGAGACUUAAAAGUUGCAAAAUAA
Lontra canadensis (Northern American river otter) is the source of this 2037-nucleotide messenger RNA. RefSeq names its product DENN domain containing 10 (gene DENND10). The transcript is spliced from 9 exons. The record is from RefSeq and is a predicted model, not a curated record. Lineage: Eukaryota; Metazoa; Chordata; Mammalia; Carnivora; Mustelidae. Gene Ontology annotation, molecular function: small GTPase binding; guanyl-nucleotide exchange factor activity. Gene Ontology annotation, biological process: regulation of early endosome to late endosome transport; protein transport. Bases 379 to 1119 code for a protein of 246 amino acids. Gene Ontology annotation, cellular component: late endosome.